Molecule: messenger RNA, 2506 nt
Organism: Haliotis rufescens (red abalone)
Lineage: Eukaryota; Metazoa; Mollusca; Gastropoda; Lepetellida; Haliotidae
Product: peroxidasin-like
Exons: 13
Coding region: 231-2453 (740 amino acids)
Biological process (GO): response to oxidative stress
Molecular function (GO): heme binding; peroxidase activity
Source: RefSeq, a predicted model, not a curated record
GUGGAUGGACAUAUUUUCCAACCAUUGUUUUAAACAAAUGAUGUAUUGUGUUUGAAUGAGCAGAAUCGUUCGUUACAAGCUUUACAGUACUUUGUGUGAAGACAGAAGUCAGAGGUACGCUUGCUGCUUAGGCAUUUGUACCGUACGAAAGGUGGGUGUUAAUCCUUGUCCAGCGUGAUUUACACGGAUAAACACCUGGGCCAAAGAAAAAGUAAAUACCGGUUGUAACUAUGGACACGUUGUACCACCACGUGUGCUUGUUCAUGUGUGUUGUAAUUGGACUGUUUGGAUGGGUGUCAUCGCAGACAUCGAAGGAGAUAAGAGAGAGUUAUUCCCUGCAACACGCUCUCGAUGUUCGGUUCGCAGAUGUGGACAAGAACGGCGGGAGAUCAGCUAGAGCCAUGCACACGGCGUUUGUGGGCAGCAGCCCAAGGGCUCGAGCACUGGGCUACAACUACCAGGAGCGCAUGUCCAACACAUUAAGGAGUAUCAAAAGGUUCCGUGGUUACUCUGGAGCCAUGGACCCUGCCAUCAUGAUGAAUACCCUGAUGCUUGGAGCCAAUGGGAUGUGUGCAAACAGAAGCUUUAUCUGUGACGAACGACACAAAUUUCGCACUUCUGACGGCAGCUGUAACAACAUCCACAACCCCACUUGGGGGAAGUCGUUCAUCCCCUUCAGAAGGUUCCUUGGACCCCAAUAUGAUGACGGAAUGCGCAUUCCACGUUUACGAGGUAUGGGCGGAAUUCCUCUUCCUAGCGCUCGCCUGGUCAGCACGACAGUCCACACGCCUGACGACAGUUAUCCUGUAAGCCGCAGCAUCACCAGCAUGGUGAUGCAAUGGGGACAGUUCCUGGAUCAUGACAUUACACUGUCGCCCAUCAGAACAGGGAUGAAUGGAAUGCCUCUGACGUGCUGCCCCGACGAUGUGCCACCAUUCAUGAGAACCACACUCGACGUCAGCUUACGAGACGGGUGUUUUCCAAUCCCGAUUCCACUCGGUGACCGCCACUUCCGGAGUAGGUGUAUGCACUUCGCCAGAUCUAUCCAGGCGGAUAACUCCAGAUGUUCUGGAAUACCAGCAGAACAGAUGAACCAACUGACGGCGUAUAUAGACGCCUCCCAGGUGUACGGGUCUACGCCGGAAGAGGUGGCAUCUCUUAGGAUGAUGGUCGGCGGUCUGCUGAAGAUGUCACGGUUUACACUUCUUCCACGAGACAGAUCCACCUUGGAGGUUUGUACGGACCAGUGCUUCAAAGCAGGUGAUGAGCGCGUUAACGAGCAGAUGGGGUUAACAAGCAUACAAACCAUCUUCAUGAGAGAGCAUAACAGAAUAGCCCUGACUCUCAAGAAGAUCAAUCCACAUUGGAAUGACGAACGACUCUUUCAAGAAAGCAGGAGAAUCAUCGGUGCCAUCUGCCAGAAGAUUACUUACAACGACUUCCUUCCUCGGGUGUUGAACAGGGCAACCCUGACACAAUACCGACUGAAUUCCCCAUCUAAGGGGUAUUAUAAUGUAUAUGACAAACUCAUUGACCCAAGCAUAAGGAACGCUUUCGCAGCAGCAGCCUUUCGUUUCGGACACUCCUUGAUAAGAUCGACUGUUAGUAGGAGGCGACAGGACUUCUCUGUGAAUCGUGUCGUUCGUACGCGAGACAUGUUCGGUAACACUGCCAUGGUAACCGCGAGCAAUGGGGAGGCAGUUCAUGAACUUUUAAGAGGGAAGCUGAUUGACAGGCCAUGCAGAGUGGACCGAUUCAUGUCACGGGAGGUGACAGAUUUCCUGUUCAUUCAAGCGAACUCCAGCCUCGAUCUUGCAGCUCUGAAUAUCCAAAGAGGACGUGAUCAUGGUCUGCCCGGGUACAUUUCCUUCAGGAGAUGGUGUGGAUUGUCAAGUGUGGUUAACUUCUUGUCGGCCCCGGGAGGACUUGUUGACCAUGAUGUAGAAACAACAAGACGACUUGCCGCAGUUUACAGACAUCCUGCAGAUAUCGAUUUAUUCACCGGGGGUCUGUCAGAACGACCCCUCAGAGGGAGUUUGGUGGGACCCACGUUAAGCUGUCUUCUCGCCCACCAGUUCUCCGCAUUGAAGAAGGGAGACAGAUUCUGGUUUGAACUGAAUCGUCCUCACACUCGCUUUUCUCCCGCCCAACUCCAAGAGAUCCGUAGAAGCAGCCUGUCUCGCCUCCUCUGUGACAACACCAACACCUUCCACGUGCAGAUAGACGCCUUCAAAACCAUAUCUGGAAGAAAUCCCCGUGUGUCCUGCUUCAGCCUCCCCAGGCUUGACCUCACAAAGUGGCAGGAACUCCACGGCGGCUUGCCAGGACAUGGUGUGUGGCCAAGAUGCUUUGUGGGGCACCAUCUCUUCCCAAUAGUGAAGGUGUGCUUACCCUGGGGUCACGGCUGCUGGGGGGCGGUCAAGCACUGGAAACCGUGUCACCCUGUAUUGUAACUAGGUUGAACGUUCGUGAGCGAGAAUAUGGUGUAAAACAUGCCACAAUGAGC